Messenger RNA from Neopsephotus bourkii (Bourke's parrot), 2039 nucleotides. RefSeq names its product paired related homeobox 1 (gene PRRX1). The record is from RefSeq and is a predicted model, not a curated record. Gene Ontology annotation, molecular function: DNA binding; DNA-binding transcription factor activity, RNA polymerase II-specific. Gene Ontology annotation, biological process: regulation of DNA-templated transcription. Lineage: Eukaryota; Metazoa; Chordata; Aves; Psittaciformes; Psittacidae. The transcript has 4 exons. The coding region runs from base 342 to 1079 and encodes 245 amino acids.
GUGCGGAGGGGAGGGGAGGGCAGCGCAGGGGCGGAGGGAGGGAGCCGCCGGCAGCGGAGGCGGAGGGACGGGGCGCAGCAGCCCCACAGCCACCCUGCGCCUCUCGGCCGGCGGCAGCUCCCCGGGACGGCCGGCGCCUCUCUCCUCCGGCAUGUUUUAAGCCCAGCACUGCCCGCUCGCCUUCGGGCUUCCCUUCCUGCCGCCGUAGGGUCCCGUUCCGUUGCCCCCCCGUUCGGUCCUUGCACAUCACCCAUUCGAAAGGCCGGCGGCUUGGGGGGGGAGCUGGGCUAGUGGGCGCCCGGGGGGCGGGGGGCGAGGGCAGAAAAGCCCCGCUCGGUACCAUGGCGUCCAGCUAUGCCCACGCCAUGGAGAGGCAGGCUCUGCUGCCCGCCCGCCUCGACGGCCCCGCCGGCCUGGACAAUUUACAAGCCAAGAAGAACUUCUCUGUGAGUCACCUGCUGGACCUAGAGGAGGCGGGCGACAUGGUGGCAGCCCAGGCGGACGAGGGCGGCGGAGAGCCUGGCCGGAGCUUGUUGGAGUCCCCCGGGCUGACCAGCGGCAGUGACACCCCGCAACAGGACAAUGAUCAGCUGAACUCAGAAGAGAAGAAGAAAAGAAAGCAGAGGAGAAACAGGACUACCUUCAACAGCAGCCAGCUCCAGGCAUUAGAGAGGGUCUUUGAGAGGACACACUACCCUGAUGCCUUUGUACGGGAAGACCUUGCACGCAGAGUCAAUCUCACUGAAGCCAGAGUUCAGGUGUGGUUCCAGAACCGGAGAGCCAAGUUUCGCCGGAAUGAGAGAGCGAUGCUGGCCAGCAAGAACGCCUCUCUGCUCAAAUCCUACUCAGGGGACGUGACCGCUGUGGAGCAGCCCAUAGUACCUCGCCCAGCUCCGAGACCCACUGACUAUCUCUCCUGGGGUACCGCCUCACCUUACAGUGCCAUGGCCACUUACUCCGCCACGUGUACCAAUGCCAGCCCGGCACAGGGUAUGAAUAUGGCCAACAGUAUUGCCAACCUGAGACUGAAGGCAAAGGAAUAUAGUUUACAGAGGAAUCAAGUGCCCACAGUCAAUUAAUGACUGGAGGCAUCUGCCUUGCAAAAGGAGAAAAUACAACAGCACCCGUCCUGCUUUGCAACUUCUCUGUGCUAAAAGAAAAAAAAAAACAAAACACAACAAAAAACCACACACACCAAAAAAAAAAAAAAAAAGAAAGAAAAAAAAAAGAAAAAGAUUAAAAAAAGUCAACCCUAACCCAGAACUGACAUGGGGACCAAACUGGGAGCAAACUGAACCGCUCAUGAGUAACAAGGUUCCUCCUUCCUUUUGGGAUAAUGCCACCACUUUUAUUUUUCUUGUAAUUGUCAGGUUUAUUGCUUCUGCUCAAUAUACUACGAGCUUCUUCAGUAAAGGACAGUCUCACCCUUGUUGGUUUCCAUUUUUGUAUGGGACAGCAAAAAAAAACCUCUGCUGAUCUCAGCUCAUGGACAUAUCCCACCCACCAUCAUGCUGAGAUACAAAGCUUCCCCCCCUGCCCCAGCUCACCCUAGAAGUUUCUUUGGUCACAGCUUUCUGUUGUACCCACCUGACCCUCCAUCCCUCCAGUCCCCUGUGCCACAGAAGCAGCACCGUUACCAUUAGUCUGCAAGAAACCCAUUAGUGCAACGAGAUGGGGUCAUCCUACCCAGGUUACCUGGACCAGUUUGAUACAUGAGGAAGACCUCCUUAGGCUUUGCAGCGCUUCAUUGCUUCCUUGAGUAUUCCCAGCACUGCUUCCUCAAAAAGCCAAAGAAGAGAGAAAAGCCAACAUGGGUGUGAGGUGGGGGGGAGGGGGGCCUUCUGGAGGGAUCGCUCUGUAGUGCCAAGAAUAGGACUGUUAGGACAAUCCUUUCUAUGCCUUACAGUUUGCGCCACAGGGAAAGGCGUUGUCCAGAUGCAUUUGUUUUAUAUAUACUGUAUAUAUUUAUAUAUAUAAGAUAAUACAUGCAAGCUUGGUUGGUGUUUUUUAUUAAACAAAAUAAAAUCCAUUGAAAAUGU